AUGUGGCAAUAUCCCGUUUGGUUGUUUGCGAUUUUUCAUCUUAGCAAGUCUUAUGGUUACGUUAUUGAAGGUACUGUUGUAAUGCCUCCUGAAGCUCCUCCAGACUGGCAUGUCAACACACGAAUUAACAUAGCUGGAGAUCAGUUCGUUGGUUUUGUGAAAGCAGAUGGUAACUUCGAAGUAACUAAUGUCCCAUCUGGAUCAUAUAUAGUUGAAGUCAUAAAUCCCGUCUAUUAUUUCCAGGGUGUUCGGGUCGACAUAAGUUCUAAAGGCCGUAUUCGGGCGCGUCAGCUAAAUGCACCACAGCCCAAUGCUGUGAAAGAACUCCCGUAUCCCUUACGUCUUUCCAGUUCUGGAAGAGCAGUCUACUUCAAGGCACGUGAACAACUACGUACCUUAGAUCUAUUAUUCAAUCCAAAUGUUCUUUAUGUGCUAGUUCCGUUAUUACUGGUUGUGAUAUUGACAAAACUAGUGAAUACUAAUGAUCCUACUGUACAAAAAGAAAUGCAACAAAUGAAUAUUCUUAAUCCACAACAACAAUUACCUGAUAUGAGUGAAUUCCUUUCGUCACUGUCUUUAUUCGGUGGAAAUACUAA
Messenger RNA from Schistosoma intercalatum, 596 nucleotides. The record is from the annotation of a GenBank genome assembly. NCBI's taxonomy places the organism in Eukaryota, Metazoa, Platyhelminthes, Trematoda, Strigeidida, Schistosomatidae.